This is a messenger RNA of Mangifera indica (mango), 880 nucleotides long. RefSeq names its product allene oxide cyclase, chloroplastic-like. Gene Ontology annotation, biological process: jasmonic acid biosynthetic process. Gene Ontology annotation, molecular function: allene-oxide cyclase activity. Lineage: Eukaryota; Viridiplantae; Streptophyta; Magnoliopsida; Sapindales; Anacardiaceae. The record is from RefSeq and is a predicted model, not a curated record. The transcript is spliced from 3 exons. The coding region runs from base 51 to 821 and encodes 256 amino acids.
CUUCAAAUUAAAACUUACGGAGAAUUACAGCUUCCUUUCUUCCUCCACCAAUGGCUUCUUCAACCGCCGCCCCUUUCAGAAUUAUCCCUCUUGCAAAGAAAUCAGCCAGUUCAACAUCACCCUGUAUUUCUUCAUCAAAAUGUUCAUUUUCAGUACCUUCCAAGCUCACUCACCAACCCCUCAAAACUCAAGCCCUCAAUCUCCGUAACAUUACAAGCUAUAACAAUUUCUCAGUAUCUAAGAGGCCGUUUACUUGCAGAAGCCAGGCUGAGCAUGAUCAUGAUCACAGACCCUCCGAAGUUCAAGAAUUGUGUGCAUAUGAAAUCAACGAGCUUGAUCGUGGCAGCCCAAAAUAUCUUCGUUUAAGCAAGAAAUUCUGGGUCAAUUCCCUUGGUGAUCUUGUCCCCUUUACCAACAAAUUAUAUUCUGGAGAUUUGAAAAAACGGCUGGGAAUAACGGCUGGUAUAUGCAUAUUGAUCCAACACAAACCGGAGAAGAAAGGGGACAGAUACGAAGCUAUAUACAGUUUUCCCUUCGGCGACUACGGUCACAUGACGGUGCAGGGAGCGUAUUUGACCUACGAGGACACGUAUCUCGCCGUGACCGGCGGCUCGGGGAUCUUUGAGGGAGUGUAUGGGCAAGUUAAACUACACCAGAUUGUGUUUCCUUUCAAGAUUUUUUAUACUUUCUAUUUGAAGGGGAUUAAGGAGUUGCCGGAAGAGCUUCUGGGGACACCAGUGGAACCCCACCCUAAAGUUGAGGCCAGCCCGGCUGCGAAGGCUUGUGCUCCUGGUGCAACCGUUGCUAAUUUCAGUAAUUAAGAUUUUGGGUAAUGUUUGGAAUUACAAUAAUAUUAUCUAUGCAUAUUUUUUAUACAUAA